CAGCUCGCUGCGACCAUGGCGUCCGGGCCUCACCCUACCGCGGCCGCCGCCGCCGCCACCUCGGCCGCCCCCGGCGCGGGCGGCCCCGGCUCCGGCGCGACGGCCGCCACCACGGCGGCGACGGGCGGCAUCCUGAUCGGCGACCGGCUGUACUCGGAGGUGUCGCUCACCAUCGACCACUCGCUGAUCCCGGAGGAGAGGCUGUCGCCCACGCCGUCCAUGCAGGACGGGCUGGACCUGCCCAGCGAGACGGACCUGCGCAUCCUGGGCUGCGAGCUCAUCCAGGCCGCCGGCAUCCUUCUGCGCCUGCCGCAGGUGGCGAUGGCGACCGGGCAGGUGCUGUUUCACCGUUUCUUCUACUCCAAGUCCUUCGUCAAGCAUAGCUUCGAGAUUGUUGCCAUGGCCUGUAUUAAUCUCGCUUCGAAGAUCGAAGAAGCGCCCCGAAGAAUAAGAGAUGUGAUUAAUGUAUUCCACCAUCUCCGCCAGUUAAGAGGAAAAAGGACUCCAAGCCCCCUGAUCCUUGAUCAGAACUACAUUAACACCAAAAAUCAAGUUAUCAAAGCAGAAAGGAGGGUGCUAAAGGAGUUGGGAUUUUGUGUUCAUGUCAAGCAUCCCCAUAAGAUCAUUGUUAUGUAUUUACAAGUCUUAGAAUGUGAACGUAAUCAAACCCUGGUUCAAACUGCCUGGGUAGUCCAUGAUGGUAAGUCAUAGAACUCUGCCCUCUGCACUUCAGCCCAUGACCUCAGGAUGGCCUGAUUGGCUGCCCUGCUCUCCAGCCAAUCCAGUGCAAGCUCUCAUCCGAGAUUCACUGAAGUGGUCCAUAUCCAUCUGGCAGCAUCUUCUAGUUCUGUCGGGGUGUCAAAAGGAUUUGUAUAUUUGUUUCUAGAAGUAACUAUUCAACAUGCCUAUGUAUUUAAUGUAUACCUGUAACUAUCAAAAUGAAUAGUUCAUUUUUGAUAGAUUUUGUUGUCCAGCCACUAUGAAUUAAAUGGUUUUUUAAAUUAGGAGUAUGAGUAAAUCUCUACUUAUAGUGUGUAUAGCAUGAAUUCUGCCAAAGGAGGCUACAAUGAGUAGCUUUAAAUGGACAUCAGUGCCCAUGUUGGGUUAAUUUACAGCUGCUGAGCUUUUGCAGACAGUAAUAUUAAAAAGAAGUACUUCAUUUUUAAAAGAAAAGCUAAUAUGACUUAAAUGCUUUUGAACUUGGACCUUUGAGAUACAGAUAUAAGACUUGGAAGCUGGCUAAGGUCAAGCAAGGAGAUUGUGGUUCAGUCACAAUUCUCUUAAGAUUGUUGAUAUUCAAGAAUUAAGUUUUAUAUUCUGGAUUUUUCUACUGAGAUGUCUUUUUGACUGCCAUGCAUCUUUUGGACUCAGUAAAUAUUAAUAAUAGAAGAAAAGUCUCAUUGCUUUUAUGAAAUGCAUGAUUUUUAAUGUAUUCUAUAAAAUUUUAAAAGUUUUAAAUGGAUGACAGGAUUUUUAAAAGAAAUAAUCCAUUUAAUUUUAGUUUAAGCUUUUAAAGAAUUUGUAAGAUUUCUUUGUUAGUUUAGGAAUAUUGUGGGGGAAGGUUUACUAGAAAUUUCAGCUGUUUAUUUAAUUAGUUUAUUGCUUUUAUUUAUAUGCUUAGUUCCCAAAAAAAGUAUGUAAACAAGGCCAUUAUGUAUACUUACUGCUCUUCAUUUUCUACCUAGGUUUGUUGAAGUAGCUUAGUUUUCUUAAUUUUAAGUGUAACUUGAUGAGUUCUUACUAAAAAAUGCCUUUUUACCCCUGUCACAGCAUUUUGAGUUUCUGAAAGAACUUGGUUGACACUGCUUUUCAUUGUGGAUAAAGGAGAGAUGGUCAACAAUUAAUGGCUUGAAGUAUUAUUGGAGUGGUUUAUUGUUUCUGAAAUUAAUCAUGUCAAAAUUAACUUUUAGAGCAUUGCUUUUUGUAGAAAUACAUUAAAAGAAUUUAGGGGUAAGUUCUGUAAGGGAUAGUAAGAUGAAUUUAUUUAAAAGGUCUUUGGUUUUAUAUAGGACAACUGAAGAAAGGUCCUGGUAUUCUACUUCUGAUUCUUUGAGCUAAGAAUUGUUAUAUGCUAGAAUAUAAGAAUGUAAAUGUAUGAGAGAAGAAAAAAGAAUGAAUUAGAUUGAGUCUCCAAUAUAAUGUAAGCUUCAGAAGAACUGGUUUGUUUAUAUACAAAGCUUAUAGUUGAAAUAUUUUUCAGGAAUUAUAUGAAUGACAGUCUUCGAACCAAUGUUUUUGUUCGCUUUCAACCAGAGACUAUAGCAUGUGCUUGCAUCUACCUUGCAGCUAGAGCACUUCAG
This is a messenger RNA of Marmota monax (woodchuck), 2300 nucleotides long. It is a transcript of the gene Ccnl1, whose product is annotated as cyclin L1. The coding region runs from base 16 to 711 and encodes 231 amino acids. Gene Ontology annotation, biological process: regulation of transcription by RNA polymerase II. The transcript is spliced from 6 exons. The record is from RefSeq and is a predicted model, not a curated record. Gene Ontology annotation, cellular component: nucleus. NCBI's taxonomy places the organism in Eukaryota, Metazoa, Chordata, Mammalia, Rodentia, Sciuridae. Gene Ontology annotation, molecular function: cyclin-dependent protein serine/threonine kinase regulator activity.